Molecule: messenger RNA, 1506 nt
Organism: Schistosoma margrebowiei
Lineage: Eukaryota; Metazoa; Platyhelminthes; Trematoda; Strigeidida; Schistosomatidae
Source: the annotation of a GenBank genome assembly
AUGACAGCCUCUUCGCAAAACUCAUGCUUAAAUAGCUUCGAUAUUCGCAAACCAAGUGCGGAUUCUGCUAAAGAAGGUCCAAGUGGUUCCUCUCGACAACCAGCUUUCAAUGCAUAUCCCCUCGAAUCUUCACCUAAUUUACUUAUCCCAACAAAUGAUGUGAUAUACAUGCCAUUAAAUCCCACAAAUGUGCCUUUGUCGCUUCAACGUGCAUGUGCCUCCAAUGAGACUGUAGGCGAUGAUACACAGAGUUACAGUCAUCCAAUAUGCCAUGGCUUCAUUUUUCCAAACUCAGAAAUAAACAUUCCGAGUAUGCAGAACCAUAUCAAUGAUGUCCCUUACAAUAUGCAGAGCCAGAGUUCGAGCAACGUGGACACAAGUGCUCAAAAACAUCUUCAACUCCUGUUGCUCCAAAAGUUAAUUGAGUUGCAGCUUGCCGAACAUUAUAACUCAAUUAAAGACACACUAAUAUUAACUAAAGACUCCAAUAAUGAGUCUCAAAACCCCAACUUACUGCCAUGUUUUGUCAAAAACUCUGACUUUGAUGCAAGUUCCAACCCAGUUUCAACUGUAAAUAACGAGAACUCAGAUAUGUCGACAUUUUUGGUCCCUGUUAAAGCCAAGUUUGAGGGCGAAAGUGGUCUGUCUUUACACAUAACUCCAAAUGACGAAAUCAGUAAUCCAACCCAAGGAAGUCCAGUUACCGUAGCAUACACGAGUCAACCCAUCGUCUUAUAUCCAUUUUCUGUUCAACAAGAUAAUUCUACGGAAAAUACAUUCCCAGCCAGCCAAGCCGUGCCUGAUGCGCCCCCAGGUGGACCAACUGCUCAAACAUUUACGAUGAAGGACAUAGAUCACUGUAUACGGAGGGGCUCUCUGGAAUUCCCUUCUGAGCCAAGCAAUGACAUAGUUGAGAGUAUACGAGGUCGUACGAGACCAGGGUUUGUAUUGUUAAGCGUUCGGCAUGAAAAAAUCAACGCAGAAAAUAAGAUUUCACCAACUUCUGAGAAACAUUUCCAGGGGAGUCAUCCUCCUAUUUCAACAUCAGCCAGUCUUGAAACAAAGAAGUCAAAAAGUGUCACUAUGUCUAAAAAACUACCUAGAAAGAGGUUGAAGCAUAUGAAAAGCGAUGCAGAACUCAAAAAGCGACCCCUAAGAGGUUCGUCUAAAUCUCUCCUAAAACACUCUGAAAACGCUGAAAUGUCUCCGACUCCGGUAGAACUUACGGAGGAUGAUCUUAAAGCUUUAUCUCCACAGUCAAGAUUUCGAGUAACCAGGUUCGCAGACAAAAAGCAAGCCUGGAUAGCUCCUGCAAAGGCAGGAUUCACUGUCCAUGAUUUAUGGACAACUAAACUUCCGGAAUAUGUGUUAAGAUGUGCCGAGCACUUAAAACUAUCAGGCUCUGGUUUAAACUUACACCAUGAAAAACUUGCUGAAAUCCCAUAUUCGUUGGACGACAUUAUAAACGGACAUUGUUUGGCCUGCGAGAAGUCACCUCCUAAAUAA